This is a messenger RNA of Gopherus flavomarginatus (Mexican gopher tortoise), 2971 nucleotides long. RefSeq names its product four-jointed box kinase 1 (gene FJX1). Bases 278 to 1636 code for a protein of 452 amino acids. The record is from RefSeq and is a predicted model, not a curated record. Gene Ontology annotation, biological process: cell-cell signaling. NCBI's taxonomy places the organism in Eukaryota, Metazoa, Chordata, Testudines, Testudinidae. The transcript has a single exon.
UGGUCUCGGUCGGUGCCUGUGAAUUUCAAUCGCUGGAGGGUCGCUCUUGGUGCAGACACCGGGCGAAGCUGCCGGUCCGGGACCUGAGAUCCCGACACCCCCUAGCUGGCCCCGAGGCUACCACCUCCGCCCGCCCAGCAGCAGCGUCUCAGCCCGGGGCUGGAGGGUCCCGGCGCCCCGCGCGGCGAUGAAUGAGCCGCGCCAGGAGCCGGGGAGCGGCGGGGCUGCACCGGCGCCAGGUCCCGGAGCAGCGGAGUGAAGCGGCGGCAGCAGGAGGAUGAAGCUGCCGGGCCGGGCCGGGCUGGGCUCCCUGGCCGCGCUCUGGCUCCUGGUGCUGGGGCUCUGGACCGGCUUGCAGCGGCCGCGGGAGCAGGAGCGGCGCUUCCCUGCGGGCACAGCCGGCCGGGGGCUGCCCCAGGAACUGCGGGGCUGGGAGCGCGGCGGCCCCGGAGCUGCGGCUCCCGCCCCCAGCCCGCCGGGGCAGGGCGAGUCCCGCGGCGCCCAGAAAACUUUCCGAGCGCUGCUCACGCUGCCGGCCGCCGGGGAUAGGGGCGAGCCCCUGGAGGGGCUGGAGCAGCCCGCAGAGAGCUCGCAGCCGGAGCCCCGGCAGAGGCAGAACUUAGAGCCUGGUUCCAGGGAGCCGCUGGCCCGGGAGGCGCCCGCGGACCCCGCCUCCCCAGUGCAAGGGGGCAUCUUCUGGAGCCGAGCGCUGGAGCAGCAGGUGCCCCCGGGCUUCGACCCCCAGCAGGCGGCCUCGUGGUUGGAGACAGCCCGGGCUGCUCGCGUCGCCUCCCUGGAGCGGGGCGGGUGCGGCCGCAGCUCCAACCGGCUGGCUCGGCUGUCGGACGGGAGUCGCGCCUGCGUCCGCUACGGCAUCAACCCGGAGCAGAUCCAGGGCGAGGCGCUGUCCUACCGGCUGGCCCAGCUGCUGGGCAUCCAGCAGCGCCUGCCGCCCAUGACCUUGGCCCUGGUGGAAGCCCGCGGCAGGCAGUGGGGGCAGGUGCGGGACGAGCUGCGGGGCUCGCACUGGGCCGAGGGGGCGGUAGUCAGCCUCACCCAGUGGGUGGACAAUUUGACCGACGUGGUGGCCCCCGCUCCCUGGAGAUCCGAGGCGGGGUCGGGCAGGAGAUUGCAACCUCUGGCCGCUGGGGAACUGGGCGGCCUCACCCAGUCCCAGCUGGUGGAGCUGGUGCAGUGGACCGACCUGAUCCUCUUUGACUAUCUGACGGCCAACUUUGACCGGCUGGUCAGCAACCUCUUCAGCCUGCAGUGGGACUCCAGGGUGAUGCAUCGGGCCACCAGCAACUUACACAGGGCACCCAGCGGGGGCCUCGUCUUCAUAGACAACGAGGCGGGCCUAGUGCACGGCUACAGGCUCCUCUCCAUGUGGGACAAGUACAACGAGCCCUUGCUCCGCUCCGUGUGCAUCUUCCGGGAGGCCACUGCCCAGCGGGUGCGGGACCUGCACCGCCUGCAGAACGCAGCCUCGGAGCUGCUGAGACUCUACCGGACUCACGAACCCCUUUCCGGCCGGCUGGGCUUCCUGUCCGAGCAGCAGGCGCAGCUGCUGCAGGACAGGAUAGACUUUGUCCACAAGCACAUUUUGCACUGCAAAGCCAUGACCACUUCACUGUGAUCAGUUUGUCUCUACUGUCCUGUAUUUAUGUAACCCGAGAGUGAAAAGUGGGUUUUCCCCACUAACCUUUUUGCAGUUGUAACAUGUUCUGGGACUUCCUAAAUAGGAGACUAAAAUCAUUCAUUCAGGAGCCAGUUUCCUCAUGGGAAGGAGGAGUAAGCUAGUGGGUUUAGUACAGGACUGGGACUUCCUGGUGGUGGUGGUGGUAUAAAGGGCCCAGCUUCCUCAUCUCUGGCUGCAGAGGUCUUUUUAAUGGUCCGUUUAGUUGAGUGCUUAAAGGACCAGUCCUGUGAGACACUGGAGUCCCCUCUGCUCUUUUUUGACCUCACAGGGAGUCGAAUGUACUCAGCUACCUAGGAGAGUCACUGAAGUACGAUUGGGCCCUCUACAUGGCUUUAGAUGCCUCAAUUUAAUCUGAAUAUUCUUUGCCCCAUGAAUUACUGUUGUUGGGCUCUGGGAAGGGACCCUAAAACAUCUGCUUCUGCUCACUGCGUCUGUGAAGCCUGGGUGAUAAUACUUACCUGCCUGCCUGGCAGGGCUUUUGUGAGGAGUAAUUAGUUAAUGUUUCUAAAGCGUUCUGAAGAUGAAAACUGCCAUCAGUACUAUUAGAUUUCUUUGUAUUAGUUCCACACUGAGUCCCUUUCCAGAAUUUAAAAAAAAACAUGGCUCUUAAGUAUUUCCCUUAACUCACUCAGUACAACUGCCCACUUACAAGAGAGUGUACAAAAACUAUUGUCCUUAACUGGACUGCGAUCAAUUACCUUUCUCCUAAUGGAGGCAGGCAGGUAAACUUAUGUAUUUUGUUAUGAUCAUUUAUUUAAAAAAAACUGACAUUCAUAGACUAAGAACUGAUUGCACAGAGCAGGAGCCCUUGACUAGCAACACUGUCCCAUCCAUGGAGGCUCUUUUCCUAUUGGCGUCUCUAUCCAGAAUUUAUCUAUUAACUGUUUGUUAAUCUUGUCAGUGAAAAGUAUACAGAGAGUUGAUAUUCCAGUGUUCGUCAUCUUUGUUGUUGGAAGCAUCUGGUUAACCUGAUUCAGGUUAUAAGUGUCUGUUAUUUCUAAUCAUUUGGUUUGAAUGCUAAAAUAACUGACUAAUGGGUGGGUGAAAAGAAAUCAUCCCAGGAUUUUAAAUAUUGUUAUUGUACUAAGACUUUGGACACAUUAGUCAAAUUGGGGGAAAAUCAGUUUCAUGCACUUUACUUUGACUUUUUAUUUUUAUAAGAAGACUUUUAUUUUACAAAGUCUGCCUUUUCUGUACAUUAUGUAUGUUCAUAAGUUCUUCUGUAACAUACAAAAGAAACUGAUAUUUCAGUAAAAGGGUGUUAAUGUUUUA